GGAGGGAAGGGAGGAAAGAGACAGAGGGAGACAGAGAUGUGAGAUGGAGAGAAAGGGAGAGGAGAAGGGAGAAGGCCAGAGACAGAGACCUUGAGGAAUAAAGAGACUGAGAGAAUGAGAGACAAAGAGAGAGGGAGGGAGGAGGACCAGGGAGGAAGAAAGACCUGAGGAAAAGAAAAAGAAUGAGAAAGGAGAGAGAGAGGGAGAGGCCAUCCUCGAGGGAGAGUGCCGGAACCGCGGAGGGGCGAGAAGGACGAGCACGGAGAAUGAGAAACAGGCACAGGAGGUGGCGGCAACCAGGUAAGCCAGGGUCUGACAGGGAGACCAGGCGCUGCAGGAACAGACAGCAGGCGGAGAGGGCCUGAAAGAUGGAGGUGGAGCGUGGUGGGGGGGAGAGCAAGACAGGCAGAAGUGGACAGAGGGACUGACCUGCGACUCGCAGGUGCACACUCUUAGCCCUGGGGUGGCGAGGCUGGGGGCUGGGCCACCGCCUACCAGGCCCAGCUCCUCCCACUUGCCGGUCUGCGGCCCAGCCUCUCCGGAUCUCUAGGAGGCCUUCUCCCCUGCCCAGUGGGGGAGCUGACAGCAUUCUGCUGGGCGUGGGGCAGCCUUAGGGCUCAGGGAUCACAGCUGUCAUCAUUAUAAAUGAUGGGAGGCCAAAAGAAGAAAUGGGGGGGGGGGGGAUAUCUAGAGAGGUUUGAAGGUUUCAUAUCCCUACCUCCGCCCUAGUCCUGGAUUCCAGAAUCUGACAGGUAGAGAGGGAGCUGCUUGCCCAAGGGGCCAAACUCCCAAACAGGUGAGGUUCCCUCUGACUCCACAUCCAGGAAGCCUGGCUAUGCCUUCCCCAGGGAGGCAGGCCUGGCUGGACUCCUGGGUCUGAGGGAAGAGGGGGCUGGGGGCCUGGACUUAGGUGUCUGAGAGAGGAGGGGCCUGCAGGCCUGGACUCCAGGGACCGUUGAGGAGGAAUGGGCCAGGGGCGUGAACUCCUGAGUCCCUGCUGAGGAAGGGGCCAAGGGACUGAUUCCUGCGUUCCUUGGGGAGGAGGGGGCCGGGGGCCCGGAUUCCUGGGUCCUGGCACCCACCCGUAGAACCGACCUUGCGGGGCCUUCGCCGCACACAAGCUCGAGUCUGUGGGUCCGUGUCGGGGGCUCACCAUCGCGGCUGGGGUCCUCCCGGCCCUCCCCACCCUCCCUGACCCCCAUCUGUCCAUUCAUCCGUCUGUCUGUCCACUGGCCGCGCCCCCCGGGCUGAGGUAGGAGGUUGUAUAGUUGAGGAGGACACCCACGGAGAUCACUAUACGGCCUCCUAGCUUUCCCCAGGCUGCGCCCUGCACGGGACGCCCGGCGGGGACCCCAGCCCCUGACCGCUGCCCCAUGCCCGGGGACCCUGGGAGGAGGAGCUGGGCUGUCUCUCCUGUCCUGUCCCUGCAUUCCCUCCUCCCACUUCCCUCAAAGAAUUUCUCUCCCAUGAAGAAACCUCUAUUUUGCUUUCUCUGUCUCUCCAUCUCCGCCAUGUCUCUGGAGCGGGCUGUGUGUCUACCCUGCGGCCUCUCAGACACUCCCUCCCUCUCUUAUUGUGCUUUCCGGUAUCUCUCCAUGUCUCAGUUUCUGUCUCUCGGGCUCUCACGGUAUCUCUGUGCCAUCUCUGUUCUGACCCCCCACCCCCCCACCCCAGGGACUGUCAGGCCAUUACACUCCACACUGCCGGCCUCUGGGUCCCUGAGACCCUUUAACCUGUGAGGACAUCCAGGGUCACAGGUGAGGUUCUUGGGAGCCUGGCGUCCGGCCCAUCCACAAGCUGGGGGAUCGCCCGCCUGACCCCUGACUCCUCACACCCCAUCUCCCUGAAAACCCAGACCUUGACAUUUGACCGGCAGCAGAAAUCCAACCUCUGACCUGUACCCCAUGCCCCUCCCCCACCCCAUGGUGACCUCACAAAGGUCACCAGCUUCUCCCUGGGCCACGACCCUCUGUUAUGGCCCUGCUGGCCCAAGACAGCGCUGUCCCAUCUGCCCUGGUCGCCCUCAUGGUCUUGAGAGCCCCCGCCUGGGCCUGUCUCCUCUGCUUCACGUCCUAUAAGGAGCGCAUGCGCAUCUGCCAGAUCUUUAUUGGUGUACAGAGCCGGGAGCUGCAGAAGUGUGAGGAAGCAUUCGCCGCAGCCUUUGAGGGCCUCCUAGACACUGAAAUCAACUACGAUGAGAGAAGCCAUCUGCAUGAUGCCUUCACCCAGAUGACCCACUCUCUCCAGGAGAUGGCCACUGCCCGGGGGUCCUUUAAGGUGGCUUUUCCUAAUGCUGCGGAGAAAAUGCGGAAGGUCAUUGCGCAGCUUAAAGAAGUUCAGGCCUGCAUUCCUCCCUGCGGACUCCAGGAGGUCGCCCGGCGUUUCCGCUGCCGCGGGUGCUACUCCACAGUCUGCGACCUCCCGCUGGACUGCCCAGUCCAGGACUUGACGGUGACUCGGGGUAAUGAAGCUAAGUUCUCUUGCACUGUGAACUUCGAACUGCCUAAGGAGGAAAUCACCUAUUCCUGGAAGUUCGCAGGAGGAGGUGUCCGGACGCAGGACGUGUCCUAUUUCCAAGACCUCCCGUGGGCCCGGGGAUACCUGGCGCGGAUCCGGCCGGUGCAGCCCGCGCACCGUGGGACAUUCUCUUGCGUGAUCGUGCACGACCAGAUCCCGCUGGCUCGGCUCUACUUCUUUCUUAACGUGACUGGUGCGCCCCCACGUGGGGAGACCGAGCUCCAGGUCUCCUUUCGGGAAGUGUUGCGUUGGGCGCCCCGGGAGGCAGACCUGAUCAAACCUUGGAGGCCAAGCCUGGGAGAGCUGCUGGCCAAGCCCGAGGCUCUGACGCUGAGCAACCAGUGCCUGCUCGCGGCUGUCGUGGCCUUAGCGUCAGCCGGUACGACCCUUAUGGUGUGGAUGUUCUUUCGAUGGUACUUCCAGGGCAGCUAACAAAGGUAUCUUUUUCUUCCUUAUCCUGUUUUCAUUCCUAAAAUAAAGAAUAUAUUUCAGCUCUGUA
Messenger RNA from Mustela lutreola (European mink), 3016 nucleotides. It is a transcript of the gene SPACA6, whose product is annotated as sperm acrosome associated 6. The record is from RefSeq and is a predicted model, not a curated record. Gene Ontology annotation, biological process: fusion of sperm to egg plasma membrane involved in single fertilization. The coding region runs from base 1975 to 2949 and encodes 324 amino acids. The transcript is spliced from 9 exons. Lineage: Eukaryota; Metazoa; Chordata; Mammalia; Carnivora; Mustelidae.